AUGCUGCUGCUCGCCGUCUCCCUGGCCAUGGCUCUCUCUGCUGCUGGAGUGUCCUGCAUGCCCCUGUCGGACCAGGGGCCCCACCUGGCCCACGGCUGGGGCCAGGUGGUGCGGCUGCGACACCUGUACGCCGCCCGGCCCGGGCUGCACCUGCACAUCUCCGAGCAGGGCCACGUCCACGGCUCUGCAGACCAGAGCCUCUACAGCCUGCUGGAGAUCAGUCCGGUGGGUCCGGGCCGGGUCGUCAUCAAGGGAGUGAAAACCUCACGCUUCCUCUGCAUAGAGAGAGAUGGCACACUCUACUCAACGCACGCGUACAGCAGAGACGACUGCACCUUCAGGGAGCAGAUCCUGGCGGACGGAUACAACAUCUACGUGUCCGACAGCUACGGCUCCCUGCUCAGCCUGGGGAACCAGCAGCAGAGGCUGCAGGGCCUGGACCGCAGCGUUCCGGCUCUGGCCCGGUUCCUCCCCAGAGCCAGCGGCCCUGGGCAGCUCAGCUUUCCCCCGGGACUCGCUGAGCCCGAGCAGCCGAGUGCGGCGCAGGCCCAGGACACCGUGGAUGUGAUGGAUUCCUUCGGAAAGCUCUCUCAGAUCAUGCACAGUCCCAGCUUCCACAAGCGAUGAGGCGGCCGCCCUGAGGCAGCUGUUGCAGCUGUUGCAGGUUGGAGUGUCCUGGAGUGUUUGUUCACUCCUCCCCUCAGGUACAGAACCAGGGAGUGACUGGAGGCCGUUGACUCGCCGGGAAAAGGUCGUCACCGGGACGGUCCACUCAGGCCUGGCUGGACAGGAAGCAAGUGAAGCCUGGAGCAGAGAGGAGAUUGAAAUGCUCCAUCUUGCCUUUCUUGUGGCACGUUUCCACUAGUACCUACUCAGCCCGACUCCACUCGCCUUGCCCUCGAAUACCCAGAUCAGAAGUAGGAGGUUGGAGUGAAGCUGCUGUGACGUAUUUGAUUGUGUAUCUAAACGAAGAAGACAACAACACUAAAGAUGUAGAACCUGGAGGAGAUGAUAGAUGUGCUGCUGGGUCUGUGACUUGUGUUCAAUAUCAAGUUAAAAAAUGAGAGUAAGAGAAGCUUCAAGUGGCGACGCUUUUUUUUGUUGUUAGUUUGUCUUGGCGCUGCUGAAAAGUCUACAGCCUCCAAUCAUCCCUGCAGAGUUUCUUCAGCUUCUUCUGGUCCCAGGUUGUCUCUGGAUGGUGGAUUUGUAGGUGGAGGAGAGAGACUAGAGCAGGUAAAACUAAUCCAACGUUUAGUUUUCUCUGGUGGAAGUCAUGACAAACUGUUGAAAAUAUGGAAAUGUGUCAGAGAGACGUGGUUAAACCACCAACGGCGGUUAGAAACACGCUGGUUGUUGUGCAGUUGUUGGUUGUUUCUUGAUAGAUCAAUUGUUCACUGGUAGAGCGUUUAGUACCUGGACACUUUAGUGCAGGAGUUCGUUGAGCCAAAUACUUCUUCACAUUUCUGAACUUUUUCCCCUGCGUUUGUUUGAUGAUUGUUAAAUUUCUUACUUCAUGAAGUGUGGUAAAGCGGCAACGCUUUUUAAUUUUAGUUUGUCUUGUCCCUGCUGAAAAGUCAGCUGGAGCCGUGAGCAGCUAUGAAGAGACAGAGCUCCUGGUAGAUCUGGUCGUUCCUUAUCGCCGUCUAGAUCCCUUUUUAAUUCUCUCCUCAGCACCAGGUUUAUGAACAUCUGCACCUCAGAGUUGGAUCAUGAAACAGACUUUUGCUGAAAAUGAACAAGAAUCCGUCAGAGUCUCUUUCUCUGAUUUCCUCCUCCUGACUCAGACGUCUGACUCCAACCCCCCGACCAAUCAGUGGCCUGUAGUGUGAUGAUGUCAGAUACAGCCGACUCAGCCGCUUAGAACCUCGGUAGAAUAGAUACAGAAAAGUAUCUACUCGGCACGUUUAGACCCCUAGUGGAAAAGAACCAAACCGAGUGGAGUCGGGCUGAGUAGGUUCUAGUGGAAAAGCGCCAUUAGUGAAAAUGUUCAUGUUUGUUGAGGCGGAACAGACGUGGGGUGUCCGUCCAGCCUUCACCCGUACUGGCAGGAGCGUUUACUUCAAGCCAAGAGAAGGCCAGUGUGCAGGGACGCUGAGCAGCGUGGACAGAGGCAAGGACGAGGAAAGAGACGGCACCAAAUUCAUCUGACUCUCGGAGAUGAGUUGCAACAUGAUUGAGAACAAAAAUGCUAGGACAUUAAAGAAACAGUGAAAUGUUCGAUGGGUCUCACAACAUGCUGCUUUUUUCUGAACAGAAGAGGAAGAAGACCAUUCAUCAGGAAACCUUCACAAUAAAAACAGAAGGAUGUAAUAUAAGUCUGGUAGAUAUUAUAAAAGCCUAGCUGUACUUUCUGUAUUUAUUUGUUUAUUUAAAUGUUUUUACCUGU
Messenger RNA from Cololabis saira (Pacific saury), 2386 nucleotides. RefSeq names its product fibroblast growth factor 19 (gene fgf19). Gene Ontology annotation, biological process: fibroblast growth factor receptor signaling pathway; positive regulation of gene expression; animal organ morphogenesis. Gene Ontology annotation, cellular component: cytoplasm. Gene Ontology annotation, molecular function: fibroblast growth factor receptor binding; growth factor activity. The transcript has 3 exons. The record is from RefSeq and is a predicted model, not a curated record. Bases 1 to 627 code for a protein of 208 amino acids. Lineage: Eukaryota; Metazoa; Chordata; Actinopteri; Beloniformes; Belonidae.